Molecule: messenger RNA, 16118 nt
Organism: Daphnia pulicaria
Lineage: Eukaryota; Metazoa; Arthropoda; Branchiopoda; Diplostraca; Daphniidae
Gene: mgl
Product: low-density lipoprotein receptor-related protein 2-like
Exons: 24
Coding region: 557-14725 (4722 amino acids)
Molecular function (GO): protein binding; calcium ion binding
Source: RefSeq, a predicted model, not a curated record
CGGCGGCGCGCACCACAGACACACACAGACACACACAACAACAAGCAACGGUGAAAAUGUUUUAAAAAAAGAACCCAACCUUCUUCUUCUCUCCCUCCCAUCAGCCAGCCCCAAAAAGUGGAGGUGGGGUAGGAGGAAGGACACGACGAAAAAAGGGCUUCUCUGUCGGCCAGCUCAGUCGGUACCAAUCCGUGCCAGCCAACACAACACAUACACCUGAGCUAUUUUCGUGUGUGUGUUGUUAGUGCAGGAAAUACGAAGAAGAAGAAAUCCAACUUCCACCCCAACAAUUUUGACUCGCCACAAUUUCAAUUGAAAUUUAAGAAUUUUUUUAUUUCGUUUGAAAUUUGAAUCAAAUCGAUCGACAACUUUCGGGUGGGGUGUCGUGUGUCGUCCAUUUUCAAUUUUUUUUUUUCAAGUUUGGUCAGGUGUGUGUGUGUGUGAAUUAUAUAACAAGUGUUUUUUUGGUUGUGUGUGUUUUCUUGGGUGUGAAUUUUUUGGUGGUUUUGUUGAGCUGCUUAGUUGUUGGCAACUUGCAAGUUGAAAAAGUGUGCGGAUGCGCGGAGGAGUCGGACCAGCAGCAGCCCGACCGAUGCUGCAGCCCGAGCCCAGACGGACUGCGAAUCAUGUGGACCAGUGCGACCGGGUGGACCGUCACGAAAUGUCGUCCAAAUCUUCUUCUAAUUCUACUUCUACUUUUCGCUGUUUGUUCUCCUCCAUGUUUGUGAUAUACGGAAUAUGUGCCGGCUUGUUGCUACUCUCACCCGUCACCUCGGCCACCACCACUGCAGAAGAGGAAGGCGAUCGACUAGAUCCAACCACCAUUCGAUCCCGACCGGUAACUUUGCGAUUGCCCAGCACGUUCAGUUCGUUUGCCAGGCGUCCGGCCGUAACGAAUUCGUCAAUUGCUGGUCCUCCAGCGUGCCGUCCGGGUCAGUUUCGCUGUCGUAACGGCCGCUGCAUCCCGGAUCGUUGGGUCUGCAACCACCAGCAAGAUUGCCCAGAUGCCGAGGACGAACCACUACGCUGUCCUCCACCAGAUUGCCCGACCGGGUCCUUCACGUGCGGCCGCUACGUCUUCAACCAGACCUACUGUCUACCGUCGUACCAACGGUGCGAUAAGGUGGUGGACUGCAUCGACGGCACCGACGAAGCGGAUUGCGGCUACCGGAGCUGUCAGAGCAAAGAUUUCAAAUGCUCGAGCGGAAUUUGCCUGCCGCCGGAGAAGAAGUGCGACGGAUUUCUCGACUGCCGAGAUGGCGCUGACGAGGCUGGAUGCACUUUCGCCGCCAACGUGACGUCCUGUCACCUGGACAAGUUCCGCUGCGCCAACGGCUGGGCGUGUUUGGAAACGAGCCGCAAGUGUGACCAUCGCUCCGACUGCGCCGACGGCUCCGAUGAAGUUGAUUGCAAUUUCCCGGCGUGUCACAGCGGUCAGUUCCGGUGCGACAAUGGACUUUGCUUCCCCAACCGGUGGCGAUGCGACGGUUUCGCCGACUGUGGCGACAAUUCCGACGAGGCCAACUGCACGUUGAUCGGAUGCCCCGACAACAAGUUCCUCUGCCCCCAAGGAUCGCCCACUGGCGGACCCAAGUGCGUCGAGCGGACCAAACUCUGCGACGGACACGGCGAUUGCUCCGACUUGGCCGACGAAAAAGUUGAAUGCUCCAACCAUCUUUGUACCAGCAUCGGUUGUGCCCAUCAAUGCCGGCCAUCGCCCGAAGGCGGCAUCUGCAUCUGCGCCGAAGGCCAGGUCCUUUCCACAACGGAUAAUCGGACAUGUUCUGAUCGGGACGAGUGCAAGGAGUGGGGAUUUUGCGAUCAAACGUGCACCAACGUGGAGCGCAGUUUCGAAUGCUCCUGCCAGGAUGGCUACGAGCUGAUUGACGGCAAUCAGUGCGCCGCAUCCAACGCCAGCCAAUUCCGUCUCUACUUUGCUCACCAUCAGCGGGUCGUCAAGAUCGACGCCACCGGCCAGUCGAUUGAGACGGUGUCCAAUUCGACCAGCGCCGGAGGACUGGAUUAUCAUUUCAGACGGGGAAUGAUCUUAUGGUCGGAUCUGGAGACUCGGAAGAUUUAUUCGGCCCCGCUGGACAGCUCUCUGGGCCAGGACAAACCGCCCACGACGACAGGUGGUAGCGGCGCCAGCAGCCGUGAAAGUCGAUCCAGUUCCAGUUCGGAUAUUUCGGUGCCAACAGCUUGGCUUCCGGUGGCCAUUGCGGUCGAUUGGAUUGGCGACAAACUCUUUGUAGCCGACGCUCUAGGUCAAAAGAUUGAUGUCUUCGAGCUGGAUGGCCGCUGGCACGCCAUCGUCAUCAGCAACAACAUGUCGGAGCCGACGGAUUUGGCGCUGGACCCCACCCAGGGCGUCAUGUUCGUCUCGGAGAACAGCCGAAUCUUCCGGGCCAACAUGGACGGAUCGAAAAUGAAGGACUUGGUGACGGAUGCCAUUUACAAAGCUUCCGGAUUGGCCGUCGAUUUGCCCACCAAGCGCAUCUUCUGGUGCGAUUCCCUGCUGGACUACAUCGAGACGGUCGACUACGACGGGAAAAAUCGAUUCCUGGUCGUCCGGGGAGCCGCCAACGUUCCGGCAGCUUCGCGUUUGGCCGUUUUUGAACGCUCCGUCUUCUGGACGGACGGCACCAAGCAAGGCGUCUUGUCCGUCAGCAAAUUCAAGGGAGAAUCGACGAUCCAAACAAUCUACCGGAUGAGAAACGUGACUAGGGAACCGAAAGCCAUCCGCGCUGUCCACCGGUUACUGCAGCCGCAGCUGGCCAAUCCCUGCGGAACGAAUAACGGAGGUUGCCAGCACAUGUGCAUCGUUUCGCAGCGGGCCGACGGCCAGGGUCUUGGAUUCCGCUGUGCCUGCAACAUUGGUUAUCGGCUGGCCGAUGACCGGAUGUGGUGCUCGCCCGUCGAAGACUUUCUGAUGUACUCGCAGCAGAAAUUCAUCAAGGGCCGAGUCAUCCUGCCCGUCUCUGAAGGAUUUGACGACGCCAUUUCUCCCAUCGUUUCCAGGACGGCCCGUUUUGUCGGCCUGGAUUUCGACUCGUACGACGACCACAUCUACUACUCUGACGUCAUUCUGGACGUCAUUUACCGCAUCCGGCGCAACGGAACCGGCCGUGAAAACGUCCUGGCCUCGCAGAAUGAAGGCGUCGAAGGUUUGGCUCUUGACUGGGCCUCCAAGAAUCUCUACUACAUCGACAGCCGCAAAGGGACGUUGAACGUCCUCAACACCCGCAACUCGACCUACCGGCGGACUUUACUCCGCGACCUGAAGCGCCCCAGAGCCAUUGUCGUCCAUCCCAACAAGGGUUUCAUCUUCUACUCCGAGUGGGACAGGCCGGCCAACAUCAGCCGGGCUUACCUCGAUGGCACUCACUUGAUGGUCUUCAAGAACAUUCUCCUCGGCUGGCCCAACGGUCUGGCCAUCGAUUUCGAGACGGACAGGCUCUACUGGUGCGACGCUCUGCUGGAUCACAUCCAGCAUUCCAAACUGGACGGAACGGACGUCAGAACCAUCAGCUCCCGACUUGUCCGUCACCCGUUUUCGUUGGUCGUCUUUAAAGACAUUAUCUACAUCACCGAUUGGCGUCUGGACGGAAUCGUGCGGAUGAAUAAAACCACCGGAGAGAGCGAGAAGGUCAUCAUUCAAGUCCAGGAGAACAAUCGUCUUUAUGGCAUCAAAGUCUAUUCCAAACAAACUCAGAACAUCAUUGCCGGCCAUCCCUGCGCCACGAACAAUGGAGGAUGCGAGAAACUUUGUUUCCCCAUCCCGUCGAAUUUGACGACUUCCGGAUUGACGCCGGAAUGCGGAUGCCCUUACGGCGAGAAACUCUCGCCGGACCGGAAGACUUGCAUUCUCGAUCCGGGAUCGGAGCCACCCGUCCAGGCCUGCCCCAACAUCUGGGAUUUCACCUGCGACAACCAGCGCUGCAUCCCCAAGACGUGGGUCUGCGACGGCGACGACGAUUGCCUGGACAAUUCGGACGAGAAUCAAAACUGCACCAAGCCGACGUGCUCGACGGACGAGUUCCAGUGCACAUCGGGCCGCUGCAUCCCCAACUCGUUCCGCUGCGACUCGGAUAACGACUGCGGCGACUCGUCGGACGAGACGGGCUGCGUCAACGUCACGUGCGACGCUUCCCAGUUCACUUGCGACAACGGCCGCUGCAUCCCGCCCACCUGGAAAUGCGAUUCCGAAAACGAUUGCGGCGACGGAAGCGACGAAGGAGAUUUCUGCGCCGAACGGACUUGCGCCUAUUUCCAGUUCACUUGCCCGCGUUCCGGCCACUGCAUCCCGCAGUCGUGGGUCUGCGACGGCGACAACGAUUGCUUCGACAACAAGGACGAGGAAGGAUGCCCGCCCAUCACGUGCUCUGCCCAGCAGCUGAAAUGCGGCAACGGCAAGCAGUGCGUCCACGAGUCGUACAAGUGCGACGGCAUUCCUGACUGCGACGACGGCAGCGACGAGGUUGGCUGCCCGUCACUGGCCCCCGACCAGUGCAACGAGGAGAAGCAGUUCAACUGCGCCCGCUCUGGCGUCUGCAUCCCGCGGGCCUGGCACUGCGACGGCACCAAAGACUGCGAAGACGGAUCGGACGAGCCGGACACGUGCGGCGAGGUCAAUUGCGGCAAGGAUUACUUCAAGUGCAACAAUUCGCGCUGCGUCAUCAACACGAUGGUCUGCAACGGCCAAGACGAUUGCGGCGACGGAUCGGACGAGGAUGAUCGACACGCUUGCUCUCGCCCGCCUUUCCAAUGCCCGGCUGGCCAGUGGCAAUGCCCCAGAGUCACGGAUCGCUGCAUUAACGUGACCCAGGUUUGUGAUGGGAAACGGGACUGUCCCAGCGGAUCAGAUGAAGGACCCGGAUGUGACACCAAAGAUUGCGAGGAUCACGGGGCUUCUUGCUCCAACGGCUGCAUGCAAACACCCGCCGGGCCGUUGUGCCUCUGUCCGCCCGGCGAAGUUCUUUUGGCCAACGACACGAAAGCCUGCGUCGAUCUGGACGAGUGCCAAUUCCCAGGUUCGUGCUCGCAAUCGUGCCGGAAUACCAAGGCCACUUUUAUCUGCUCCUGCUCCGAGGGCUACCUCCUGGAAGAAGACAAGCACACGUGCAAGGCCAUCAAUUCCAGCAGCGCCUUUUUGCUCAUUUCCAACCGUCGCUCUCUGCUCGUCUCGGAUCUCAAGGAGAAAUCAAUCGAAGUCGUUCCGGUCGAAGUGGAGAAUGUCGUGGCUUUGGCUUCCGACACCCACUCCAACGUCCUCUACUGGUACGACAUGAAGACGAAGAAGAUCUUCCGCAAGGAGCUGUCCGGCACGCCCAAGGUCAUCAUCAGCAGCGGUGCCGAUCUCAUUGAAGGAUUGGCCCUGGACUGGAUCGCCCAGAAUCUCUACUGGGUCGAUUCCAGGCUCAACACGAUCGAAGUGUCGAGGGAAAACGGAUCCAACCGGAUGGUCCUCUUGUCCAAAGAUAUUGACCAGCCCCGCGGCAUCGCCCUGGACCCUAGUCCCGACGCCAGGGUUCUCUUCUGGACCGACUGGGGAGACCACCCGCGCAUCGAGCGAGUCAACAUGGAUGGAAGCAACCGGACGAGCAUUUUGACGAGCAAAAUUUUCUGGCCCAACGGCCUGACUCUCGACCUGCCCACCAAAAGGGUUUACUUUGCCGAUUCCAAGGUGGAUUACAUCGACUAUUGUAAUUACGACGGAAGUGGAAGGCGUCAAGUCUUGUCCGGCAGUCACUACCUGCUCCACCCGCAUUCCCUGGCCGUUUUCGAAGACACGGUGUACUGGACGGAUCGCCAGCUCAAUCGCGUUUUGGCUGCCAACAAAUUCACUGGGCAGAAUCAGACGGUCUUUUCCCAUUUGGUUUCCCAGCCGUUGAGCGUCCUGCUCCACCAUCCGGCGCUGCAGCCUCUGUCUCCCAAUCCCUGCGCCAACGCCACCUGCGGCCAUCUCUGCCUCCUCUCGCCCGUUUCGCCCACGGGUUACACUUGCCGAUGCCGGCCCGGAUAUCGUUUGAAUCCGCUCGGAUCCACCGGCCAGUGUAUCGAAGAGGAAUCGCCUUACUUGAUUUUGAUGAAGGGAUCGCAGAUUAUCGACCUGAGCCUCACUCCCAACAGCGACAGUGACAGCCGAGGAGGCCGUCUGACUCCGGUGGUGGAAGUUGGCGCCGGAAGAGAGCUGGAUUUCGACCGGAAGGGCGAAGCUAUGUACUGGAUCGAGGUCCUGGAAGGCGACGAGGAGAACGGAACACUCUACAAGAUGAACCUGGGCGGCGGCAACAAGACCUCCUUCCUCAGCGACCUGGACACUGGAAUCGUUGGAGCUCCUUACACUUUGGCCUUCGACUGGGUCGGCCGCAAUCUCUACCUGGGCAACAAGAAAGCUUCCAACAUUGAAGCCAUCCGAGUCGACGGCAAGACCAAACAUCGGACGGUCAUCCUAUCCAACGACGGGACGGACGUGUCCGUCGCCAAACCCCGGGCCAUCGCUCUCGAUCCUUACGAGGGCAAACUCUACUGGCUGGACGAAGGCGGUUUCGGCAUUCCCCGCAAAAUCUCCAAGGCCAACAUGGACGGAACGGAAGUGCGCAACCUGUUCACCGACAUUGGCCAGCCGCUGUCGCUGACGAUCGACCUGGCCAACAAGCAACUCUACUGGAGCACCAUCAACGAGGCCGAGAUCGAAGCCUCUGAUGUGGAGGGUAACAACAGGCGGAAGAUUAUAUCCAGCGGAAUCAACAAACCCGUUUCCUUGGCCGUCUUCGAGUCGAGGAUGUACUACCUGGACACGGUCUACGAAGAAGUGGCCCGAGUUGACUUGCCCAACGGCGACAACAAGCAAAUUUUGAAGAACAAUCAGCCGGAUCUCAAGACCUUCCGGCUCUAUCACAAGCGAUCCACUCCGGAUAACCAUCCCUGCGCCAUUAACAAUGGCGGAUGCGAGCACCUGUGCAUCCCUUCGGCGUCCAACACUCGAGUCUGUCGCUGCUCUUUGGGUUCCAGGAAGGACGGCGAAACGCGCUGCGUUCCUUACAAAUCCUUCGCCAUCGUGUCCCAGUUGACUCUGACCCGUGGAUUCUCGCUGGAAGACUCGGCCGCCGAGGGUAUGAUCCCCAUCACUGGAUUGGGGCACAACAUCCUUCACGUCGACGUACACUGCGCCGACAACUGGAUUUACUGGGUGGAAUUCAACAAGGACAAGCUCAACGGAAUCUUCCGUGUCCGACCCAACGGAUCGGAAUUGACGCACGUCGUUAGCUCCGGAAUCGGUUCCAACGGCAUCCGCGGUCUGGCGGUCGAUUGGUUGGCCGGCAAUUUGUACUUCACCAACGUUUUCCCUCACGAGACUUACAUCGAAGUCGCCUGGCUGGACGGCAGCAAGCGGAUGGAAUUGCUGAGGAGCACCAAAGAGUCGCCCAGGGAGCUGGCCGUCAACCCCAUCAAGCGAUUCCUCUACUGGAUCGAUAACGGCCAAUUCCCAGUCAUCGGAAAGGCCCUCCUGGACGGCAGCCAGUGGACGCCUUUGGUCACUUCCGGAAUCAGCAGCCCCAGGGAUUUGACAGUCGACAUGCAGACCCACGACGUCUACUGGGUGGAUUCUCGUGAGGACGCCAUCCAGCGGAUUUCUUACACGGGCGGAAACCGGCAGCUCAUCCGCCGCAAUUUGCCCAACCCCAUGGGCAUCGCCCUGCUGAAGAACACGGUCUACUGGGUCGAUCGCAAUUUGGGCUGCGUCUUCCGGGCUUCCAAGCAACCCGGAAACACGACUCUGCCCGAAAAGGUGAAGACUGGGCUGGAUAACCUGCGCGACGUUGCCAUUUUCGACAUUUCCAAUCAGCCGCAAGGCGAAACUCCCUGCACUAAGACGCCGGAAACGGGUGGAUGCGAGCAGCUUUGCUUCGCUUACCCGACGGAUUCGAUGACGCCUUCGCCGUCGCUCUUUGGAUUCCAGUGCAAAUGCGCCACGGGAUCGCUGCAGGAGGACGGGCGGACGUGCGGAACUCCCAAGGAGUAUUUGGUCUUCGCCACCCGCACGGAAAUUCGAUCCGUUUCGCUGGAUCCCAAAGCCCUGAGCGCCCCGUUCGCUCCCCUCGUCAAUUUGUCCAACGUCGUCGGUUUGGAUUUCGACUUUGCCGACCACCGUCUCAUCUACACUCAAAUCCGGCCGGAUGCCCGGAUCGCCUGGUACAAUUCGGAGAAUCCCUCGGCCAGCAACGCCACUCUGAUCAAGUCGGGACCCAUCAAUCCGGAAGGCAUCGCUUACGACUGGACUCACAAAAAGAUUUACUGGACCGAUUCGGCCAACAGCAGCAUCUACGCCAUGAACCUGGACGGGACCCAAGUGGUCAAUAUCGCCCGGGUCGACCGCCCAAGGGCAAUUGUUCUCCACCCGUGCAGAGGUUACAUGUUCUUCACCGAUUGGGGAAGAUUCGGACCGAACGGAAAGAUUUUCCGUGCCACAAUGGCCGGUACGAUGAAGGAGGCCAUCAUCAGUCAAGAUCUGACGCAGCCGAGCGGCCUGGCCAUCGAUUACGACGACGACAUGCUCUACUGGACCGACGCCGUCCGAGAGAAGAUUGAGCGAUCCAACCUGGACGGUACCAAUCGCGAGGUUCUCAUCACGGCCACCAUUUACCCGUUCGCCAUUACGGUUUUCGGCAAUUUCAUCUACUGGACGGAUUUGCAGCUGCGCGGACUCUACCGGGCCGAGAAACACACCGGCGCCGACAUGAUCGAACUGGUCCGUCGCCUGGACGACUCUCCACGCGAUCUCCAGGUGUUUUCUCCCGAGCGACAGCGUUGCCAAUUUAAUCCCUGCACGUUCAACAACGGCGGAUGCGCCCAAUCUUGCCACCCGUCGACCAACGGCACGUCCGAGUGCAAGUGCGACGAGUCUACCAAGCUGGUGAACGACAACCGGAUGUGCGUGGGCCGGAAUUUGACUUGCGAGGGCAACAAAUUCUACUGCGCCAACGGCAAAUGCAUUUCGCGCCUGUGGGCCUGCGACGGCGACGACGACUGUGGCGACAAUUCCGACGAGGACAAGGGCUACUGCUCGUUCCACACUUGCGGGCCCAUCGAGUACCGUUGCGGCAACGGGCGCUGCAUCUUCAAGUCGUGGAAGUGCGAUCACGAGAACGAUUGCGGCGACAACACGGACGAGGAUGGAUGUACCUACGCCAGCUGCGCCGAAGGAGAAUUCACCUGCGCCAACCAACGGUGCAUCUCCAUGACUCAGGUUUGCAACGGAAUUAAUGACUGCAAGGACGCCAACACGACGGAUGAGGCCAGCGAUCGUUGCGCGAGGAACACGACUUGCCCGUCCAACCAUUUCAAGUGCAACUCGACCAACAUUUGCGUGGAGCCGUUUUGGCUGUGCGACGGCGACAACGACUGCGGUGACAAUUCGGACGAGAACGACUCGGCCUGCACGCAGCGAUCGUGUCCCAGCAACAGCUUCCGCUGCCCCAACAACAACCGCUGCAUUCCGGCUACCUGGUACUGCGACGGAGACGACGAUUGCGGCAACGGAGCCGACGAGCCGCCGGAUUACUGCAAAUCGGGAACCAAGACCUGCUUCGGCGACCUCUUCACCUGCGACAACGGCAACUGCAUUCCGCGCAUUUACAUCUGCGACGGCGACAACGAUUGCCUGGACAACUCUGACGAGGACAACCGACACCAGUGCGGAAGCCGCAAAUGCGACUCUGAGACGGAAUUCUCGUGCAGCGCCAACAAACAAUGGGGCAAAGCUCAAUGUAUUCCGCGCAAAUGGGUUUGCGAUGGCGAUCCGGACUGUGUCGACGGAGCCGACGAGAACUCGACUUCGCUCAACUGCACCUCGCGCAACAGCUGCUCGGCGGAGCAGUUCACUUGCGGCAACGGCCGCUGCAUCCACCGAAACUGGACGUGCGAUCACGACAACGACUGCGGAGACGGGUCGGACGAAGGGCCCGAAUGCAACGGAAAGUACCGCACCUGCUCGCCGACGGAAUUCGCCUGCCAGAACGCCAAGUGCGUGGCCAAAUCGUAUCACUGCGACAAGGAGAACGAUUGCGGCGACUGGUCGGACGAGUGGAACUGCACCUACAGCGGAGGCAAAAGCGGAAGCACUCCGGUGGCCACCUGUCCGGACGGCCAAUUCAAAUGCGCCAACAGCAGCCAGUGCAUCGACGAAAGUCUGGUCUGCAACAAAGUUUCCGACUGUCCGGAUGACAGCGACGAGUCGCACCUGUGCGGAGUCAACGAGUGUCUCAAGGUGGAGGUCCACCAGUGCGGCCAGCUCUGCAUCGACGCCCCCAUCAAGUACAAGUGCGCCUGCAAUCCGGGCUACCGGCUCAUGGCCGACGGCAAAGCCUGCACGGAUGUGGACGAAUGUACCGACACCCCUGGAGUCUGUUCCCAGUACUGCGUCAACUCGCCCGGCUCCUACUAUUGCAAGUGUAACGAGACGUACUACGAGCGGGAGGCGGACGAGCACACUUGCAAGAGGAAAGACUCUAUCACGCCCUGGUUGGUUUUCACCAACAAGUUUUACGUCCGCAACAUGUCGAUUGAUGCUAAACAGUACGCCGUCGUCCAUCAGGACCUCCGCAAUGUCGUGGCCGUCGAUUUCGACUUCCGGGAGGACCGUCUCUACUUUGCCGACGUCAACGCCAAGACCAUUUACCGGGCGUUCGUCAACGGGACCAGCACCAAGGAGACGAUCAUCAAACACGAUUCCAUGGGCCUGGAAGGUCUGGCCGUCGAUUGGGUCGGUCGCAAGUUGUACUGGCUGGAUCGGCAUUCGAAACACGUCGAAGUGUCUGAAUUGGACGGCACUCACAGGAAGACGCUCAAGGCGGAUGGCAUUUCUGAUCCCAGGGCCAUCGUUGUCCAUCCAGGAGCCGGAUACCUGUUUUUCACCACCUGGCAUUUGCAGGCCUACAUUGGCCGGUUGGGCAUGGACGGAAGCAAUUUCACUCGCAUCGUCACCUACGAACAGAGACUGGCCUGGCCCAAUGCUCUCACCAUCGACUACAUGACGGACAAGCUCUUUUGGGCGGAUGCUCAUUUGGAUUACAUUGCCUAUUCAGACCUGGACGGCCGGAAUCGGCGCUACGUAGUCCAGGACACCCUGAAAGUCCCACACGUUUUCGCCAUCACCGUCUUUGAUGAUUUCAUCUUCUGGACCGAUUGGAACUUGAAGGCCAUCAGCCGGGCCAAUAAGUGGACGGGAGAGAAUUACACGGUGCUGCGCAACACGACGCACAGGCCCUACGAUCUCCACGUUUAUCAUCCGCUCCGACAAGCCGCUUACCCCAAUCCGUGCGGAAAGAACAACGGAGGCUGUUCCGGCUUGUGUCUCUUGUCUCCAGUCAAAAACGGAACGGUCGGUUUCAAAUGCGUUUGCCCGAAUCAAUUCAUUUUGGCUCCGGAUGGAAAGACUUGCAUUGCCAACUGUACCGCAGGACAACAUCGUUGCGGAGGCAAAGACAACCGUUGCAUUCCGCUCUACUGGAAAUGCGACGGAGAAAAAGAUUGUCAGGACGGAACGGACGAGCCCAGUUCUUGUUUGGAACGAUUCUGUAAAUCCGGACAGUUCCAGUGUAAGAAUCACAACUGCACCACGGCCACGACACUCUGCGAUGGAGUGGAUGAUUGCGGCGACGGAUCGGAUGAAAAGGACUGCGACAUUCCUUGCCCGGAGAACGAAUUCAAGUGCAAUUCGACCGGCCGCUGUAUCCUGGGAACGUGGAAAUGCGACGGCGACAACGAUUGUCGUGACGGCUCGGAUGAAGAUCCGGCCAUUUGUCAUUCCCGCCCUUGCGACACUGACACGGAAUUCGCCUGCAAGAACGGAAGGUGCAUCCAGAAAUCGUGGUACUGCGACUCUGAUAACGAUUGCGGCGAUGGAUCGGACGAGCCGGCCCACAUUUGCCGACAGAGAAACUGCACAGCCGGAUGGAAACGUUGUCCUCAAUGGGGCAACUACCGCUGCAUUCCUCAGUGGCUCUUCUGUGACGGAAAAGACGAUUGCCGAGACGGCUCUGACGAAUUGCCGGAACAAUGUCCGAAAUGUCACGAAACGGCCGAAUUCCAGUGCAAGAACAAGCGUUGCAUUCCCCGCCGCUGGACCUGCGAUUUCGAAAAUGAUUGCGCCGACGGUGACGAUGAAGACGAAGAACUCUGCCGCCACCAGUACCGCGAGUGUUCGGCCUCUGAAUUCCGCUGCGCCUCGGAUGGCAAGUGCGUUCCGGGCCGCUACCGCUGCGAUCUCGACAGCGACUGUACGGACGGAUCGGACGAGAUGGGUUGCGAGGGCUUCACCUGCACCAACGGCACGUUCCAGUGUAAGAGCGGACACUGCAUUUCAAAACACUUCCGCUGCGAUGGAGAACGCGACUGCCACCUGGACGCCUCCGACGAAGCCGACUGUCCGCCUCGUUAUCCUGACGGAAAAUACUGCCCACCGGAACGUUUUGAAUGCGACAAUCACGUUUGCGUCAACGUUGAAAAUCGCUGUAACGGCGUCAACGAUUGCGGAGACAAUUCGGACGAGAAACCGGAAGAGUGCUCCGACAAGUGUGGCGGUCGGGAUCGAUUCCAGUGCGACAACCGCCGGUGCAUUUUGCGCUGGCAGAUUUGCGACGGCCACAACGACUGCGAGGACGGCUCGGACGAGAACAACGUGACGCUCUGCGCCAAGCGGCCCAAGCCGUGCAAUCCCAACGAGCAGUUUACGUGCGCCAACCGCAACUGCGUGCCGAAGGAACUGGUCUGCAACUUGCAGAACGACUGCGAGGACGAGUCGGACGAGCGCGGCUGCCACUCGGCCAGCUCGUGCACCGAUUCCAGCAACGGCGGAUGCGAGCACCGCUGCCAGAACUUGACUGGUGGCGGCUACAUCUGUUCGUGCAAUCGAGGCUACAUCGCUUCCAAGGAAAAUCCAAAGAUUUGCGAGGACGUCGACGAGUGCGCCACGCUCCAGCACAAUUGCUCCCAAAUUUGCAUCAAUCUCAAAGGAUCGUACAAGUGCGGAUGCCAUUCCGGAUUCGAUUCGGUGGACAACGUCUCUGGCGUCUGCAAAUCGCCUGGACCCUGGAAUUUGCUCUUCUCCGACGGCAGUAACGUCAUCUCGUUGAACACGACGCAGCGCAAGGAGCGCGAAGUCAUUUUCGGCGAGAAGCGCAUCCAGUCGCUGGAUUUCGACCCCCAUUCGCACAUUGUCUUUUGGACGGACCCGAUGGACCUGUCCAUCAAGCGCUCUUACAUUCCGGAGAGUAGCAACCAGGUGGAGAUCGGCCAUCCUCAAGUCAUCGUCUCUUUCACGAAAACGGCCGUUCCUGUCGACUUGUCUGUGGAUUGGGUGGCUCAGAAUCUCUACUGGCUGGAGAUGGACGGCCAGACGUCCAAGGGUCAAGUCGUCACUGCCAAAAACGACGGCCGUUACCGACGCAGCGUCGUUCCCCGAGGCAUCGACACACCCACUUCCAUCGUCGUCAAUCCCAUUUUGGGCGAAUUGUAUUGGACCCAAGCCGGAUCUAACCCACGUAUCGAAAUGGCCUGGAUGGAUGGUACGAAACGUAAAGUUUUGGUGUCUGAAAGAUUGGCCCAUCCGACGGCCAUCACGAUCGAUUUCUCCAUGGACAACACGAUUUUCUGGGCUGAUCACACGCUCAGCACGAUCGAGAUGAUGAAGCGGGACGGAACUGGUCGAACGACGGUUCUGAGAGGCGAUAACAUCGACCGGCCGUCUUCCCUGGAUGUGUUCGAGAGCACGCUCUACUGGAUAUCCACCGGAAAAGGAGAACUCAGGCGACAAGACAAGUUUGGCCGUGGUGUCAUGGUUCGACUCGUCAAAGACAUUGCCACGCCCAGUACCGUUAAAGUUUUCAGUGAAUAUCGAUACAAUACGACGGUGAGCAAUCCUUGCCUCAACAGCCCUUGUACUCACUUGUGUGUCCUUAUUCCGGGCGGAUAUCGAUGUGCUUGCCCCGACAGCACGAUCCAGGUUCAAACUGGCGGAGAAGUGUCGUGCGACACGACUCAGGAACGACCUCGCCCGUCUCCUUUGCGCUGCCCUUGCCAGAAUCGCGGUGUCUGCACCGGCGACGGCCAAGUCCAGUGCCAGUGCCCCAACGAUUACGAAGGCGUCCAUUGCGAGACCCACUUGUUGCGCCGGCCCACUCCAUCCGAAAGUGUGGCACCAGCUUACAUCAUCGUCCCUAUUCUGCUCAUCAUCCUCGCCGGAUUGGCUGGAGCCGCCGUUUACGUCUUCUUCUUCCGACGAUCCGGCCGAGCCAAGGGCUCUGGCUUCACCGGAUUCGGUGGAAGUCCCAGCGUCUCCUUCCGCCAAGGCACCAACGUCGAAUUCGGACCGGCUUCUUUCUCCGGAAACGGCUCUAAUGCCUCUACUAUGGAACCGGUGGAUUCUGAAUUCAAUGGUCGAGACGCCUCGAUUAAAUCGCGUGAUUUCUCCAACCCUAUGUACGACGCUGUGGGUGGACCUGUGGAUACUCCCAAGGGUGGCAUCUACGAAGUCCCUGCCGAAAUGAUUAAAGGUAUGCCGUUGUCUUCGGACCCCGUUCCGGGCUCGGCCGUGAUAUCCCCGUCCAGCAUUGUCCACCAAGCAUCACCACAGAUUCACAUCCGCCAUCGAGAACUGGAUCCUAGCAACGUGGACACGGGCAAGGAUACACAAAAGUUGGUGGAAGACACCUCCGACUGUUAAACAAACACACAAAAAUAACAAAGAAAAAAAUUAGAGACUCCUGGAUCACAUUGUUGUCCGGGUGACAUCGAGUGAUAAGAUUCAAACACACAAAUUUUUGUCUGAAACAAAAAACAAAAAAACAAAAACAAAACACAACACAAACUUUAACUAAUUUUAUGGCAAUAAUAUGCUUGAAAUGGUUUUUUUUUAUUUUACACACAGACACACAUACCGACCAAGUCCGAUCUUGCUUUCAGCAAGAUUUCUUUUUUUAUUUGAAUUUUUACAAAAUUGAUGAAUCGAUUGAUUUCAUUAAUUUUCAUUGUUGUUGAUUUAUUUUCUACAUUCCUUUCCUUUUUAUUUGUCAGGACAAAUUCCCUCCACACUCCCUCCUCAAUGCUUUUGAAGUAUCUCCAUGGUAAAUUUUUUUUUUUUCCAUUAAUUGAAUUAUUCCCUCCAAUUAUUUACUUCAACUCCUCUGGUGUAAUUGUAAGUUUUCUUAUUCACAUCUUCCCACCAUUUUUUUCCCGGGGUUGUUAAUUUUUUUUUUUUUUUGUUCCGUGGUACUGGAACAAAAACAUCACAACGCAGAAAAAAAGCACAAAUUUAAACAAAAAAAAAGUGUGUACAGGAUUUGUUUAACAUUUUUAGUAUUUUUUUUUUUUUUUAAAUUUACAAACACGAUCAAAUUUGGUCAUAAUUUCUUCUUCAUUUUUAACCAACAAAAUAUUCAGUUUCUUUAUCGACCAAAAGUGUUGUUGGAAGGAAAGCAAAGCCAAGUACAGUACAUGGAAAACUGCAAGUGAAAUAAGGGCGGGGCCAAAUGAAAAUGGUUGUUGUUGUGAAAGGAAAAAAACGUCUUUUUUCUGCCUUGUAGAUUUUUUUCCUUUUUUUUUUGUUUUGUUGUUGUAUUAUUCUGAAAUGCAAAUGAGGAUCGAGUUGAAAGAAAAAUUGACGAGGAGGAAAAAAACAAAACAUAAUCAAGCUUAGCCGUCGGCUGCCUUAAGAAAGACGUAUACACAGAAACCAACACACGGACGCACACCUAGGGAAUGAUUGAUUUCAUUUCUUUCUGAAAUUUCCUUCGUGCCGGGUUGUGUGUGUGUGUGUGUAAUAAUAAUCGAAUAUUUAAUCUUUCCCUCCUUUUUUAUCACCACACGCAAAGCGCUCCCGAAUUUUUUUCUCCUCCAAAAUUGUUUUAAAAAAAUUUUGUUUUUUUUCAGAAAUUUCUGUCAAGUUUCUUUUGGAGUGUGAAAUUUAUUCUCUCUCUCUUCCUCCUCCUCCCUCCGUGUAUCAAUUUUUUUGCUCCCGCCCCAGCCCUUAUCUCUCCCUAUGGACCGAGCAUGUUGAACUGCUAUCAGAUAUGUUUCUAUCUUAACUCUAUAUUGCAAUAAACGGAUUAAAGUUCUAA